CAAAUUUCAGACAAAUGGCAGAACAUUCUAGUUGGUGGAAGAAAACAGAAGCUUAGUACGUGUCACAUUCUUUUUGAACUGCACGUGUCCAGUUCUCAGCAGUUAUAAUUUCACACCGCAAAAGCAAGAGCACACAGACCAUUCCGGUUCCUUCUCUCGCCCCCUCCAACUCUCCGGUUCAAAAAAUCUCGAUCGCCUCAUUCUCCAGUGUUUAGAAGGAUAGUGCGAACAAAAUGCAGAGGGAAGGGCAAGGUAGAAAUGAUUUAUUUGCUGCAGGUGAUCCUUUUGGUAAUUUCUCCCGAUUUGGCAUGAUUCCGAGCCUAUUUGGAGGGAGGGAUCCGUUUGAUGAUCCGUUCUUCACUCGCCCAUUCGGUAGCAUGUUGGAGUCUGGCAUGUCUGAUCCUCCAAGUUCUACUAGCAGGGAGGUAUCGCAGACCGAUAGAGCAAAGGCUUUAGUUAUAGAAGAAUUAUCGUCUGAUGACGAGGGUGAAAAAGAAGAUGCGCAAACUGGGGAUGAGAAGAGUGACUAUCAAAAGCACAUUGGUUCAAACAAAGAGCCAUCUGUUGAGCAUCCUGAUGAUUAUCCUGAUGAGAGGGAAAACAAGACUGUGAAUUGUAGGAGUGAUUAUAACCGGACCGAAGGAACAGAGCCAUGGGUCCGCAGUUCCAGUUUUCAGACUUGCAAGGUCACAUAUGGGGGUAUAGAUGGAGCAUAUUAUACUUCCACUAGGACCAGAAGGACAGGCAGUGAUGGAGUGGUGGUUGAGGAGAGCAAAGAAGCAGAUAAAACAACUGGUCAAGCAACACAUAGGAUCUCGAGAGGAAUAAACGAUAAGGGCCAUUCUGUUACAAGGAAGCUUAAUUCGGAUGGCAAGGUGGAUACAACACAAACUUUACACAACUUGAAUGAAGAUGAACUUACUGGUUUUGAAGAAACAUGGAAGCUUAAAGGACAGUUGCCAACUGGCUGGAGUGAUCAUUUUGAUAUGCAUGGCAAUAGAGGUUCUAGAGGCAGUGAGCAGAAGGGCAUGGGAUCCUGGAGAGUUUGGGCACUUCCAUCCACAAGGCAAGCCUGGAAUGCUGGAGGAAUGGAAUCAGCCCCCGAGCCUGGCACGAAUGCUUUAGGAGGAAGAACCAAAAAAGUUGUUAGGAUCAACAUAGAAUAAAUGAAAGAUACUUUAUAGUGGUCUUUUUUUACAUUUUGCGAAUACAUCAUCCGGGGCCCAUUUCUGUGUUGUCGCUUGUAUAUCAUUGCGGUUUGUGAAGGUUGUACAUAAAUAACAGCCAGAGACUGAUUUGUUUGUUGAAGGUUAUCGUGUUUUAGGCGGAUUGUUGCUGUCAUUGCAGCUUGUUUGGACAAGAAACAUUGAUAAAGUUCAUGCUAAACUCUCUUAUAUGUGCUCAAA
This is a messenger RNA of Populus trichocarpa (black cottonwood), 1406 nucleotides long. RefSeq lists its product as uncharacterized. Lineage: Eukaryota; Viridiplantae; Streptophyta; Magnoliopsida; Malpighiales; Salicaceae. The coding region runs from base 234 to 1166 and encodes 310 amino acids. The record is from RefSeq and is a predicted model, not a curated record. The transcript is spliced from 7 exons.